Molecule: messenger RNA, 1150 nt
Organism: Hibiscus syriacus
Lineage: Eukaryota; Viridiplantae; Streptophyta; Magnoliopsida; Malvales; Malvaceae
Product: chromatin remodeling protein SHL-like
Exons: 5
Coding region: 168-818 (216 amino acids)
Molecular function (GO): chromatin binding
Source: RefSeq, a predicted model, not a curated record
AAACGUACCUUCGUCCUAAAGUAAAAUUAAAAAAAUAAAAUUUCAAUUUCUGUCGGCCCGCAAUCUCUCUAUUGUCCUUGUGCAUGCCAUUGUAGUCUGUAUUGUAUUUUCUCUGAAGCAAUUGUCGUUUAGUUUCCUUUUGUUCUGUUCUCUCUCCUUCUUCUUCCAUGGCCAAAGCUAGAGUUCCGAGGAGACCUCUAGAGUCUUACACAGUCAAACACAUCAACAAGACAAUUAAAGCUGGGGAUUGCGUGCUGAUGAGACCAGCGGAUCAGUCAAACCCGCAAUACGUGGCAAGAAUCGAGCGGAUCGAUGCUGACGCACGUGGUGGUAAUGUGAAGGUGCUUGCCAGGUGGUACUACAGGCCGGAGGAGUCGAUCGGAGGGCGGAGGCAGUUCCAUGGAUCUAAGGAGCUCUUUUUGUCCGAUCAUUACGAUAUGCAAAGCGCGGAUACCAUAGAAGGAAAGUGUACGGUCCAUAGUUUCAAAAGCUAUACCAGGCUUGAGGCCGUCGGAAAUGAUGAUUUCUUCUGUCGUUUCGAAUAUAAUUCCCGCACUGGUGCUUUCAAUCCUGAUCGCGUUGCUGUUUAUUGCAAGUGUGAGAUGCCUUACAAUCCAGAUGACCUAAUGGUUCAGUGUGAAGGUUGCAGUGACUGGUUUCAUCCUGCUUGUAUAGAAAUGACAGCGGAGGAGGCUAAAAGACUCGACCACUUCUUUUGCGAAAGCUGUUCUUCUGAAGGUCAGAACAAAUUGCAGAAUUCCCAUUCCACUUCCAGGCCCUCGGAUACAAAGGUGGAUACAAAACGACUCCGGAGGUGAAAAAGAAAAGUACAUAAAACCUAGCUUUUUUUAGUCCCGACACUCGUUUUCUCACUGUUAACCAUGCAGUAGGCUUGGAGCAAGGACGGUACAUGUGCAUUGAAAUCUAUAGCCUCGUAAGUUCAUAAUCCUCGAGUCGACAUUAACUGGUUUGAAAACAUAUGCCCUGUAGUUUGAGGGCCAGACAGUAGAAAGUCAACAUUGUGUUUGGUUGUGUGUAUUAAGAUGUAGGUUUCCCUUCAUAUCUCUCUGGUUUAUAUUAGGGUUGUGGAUAAUCAAGAACUGUUUUUGUAAAUUAAAAAUGGAGCCAUAGAUUUUCUGGGUUUUGAUAG